Molecule: messenger RNA, 2202 nt
Organism: Syngnathoides biaculeatus (alligator pipefish)
Lineage: Eukaryota; Metazoa; Chordata; Actinopteri; Syngnathiformes; Syngnathidae
Gene: aspnat
Product: N-acetyltransferase 8-like
Exons: 3
Coding region: 172-1002 (276 amino acids)
Cellular component (GO): mitochondrial membrane
Molecular function (GO): L-aspartate N-acetyltransferase activity
Source: RefSeq, a predicted model, not a curated record
UCGCUCAGAGGGUUGCAGUAGGACCCCCCCCCUCCCUCCCCCCCUUUCUCCUCCUCCCUCGUCUUCUCCCCAUCCACCGUCUCUUCUUUUCAUCAUUUGGAUUAACUUGCAAGAGAAACGCCGCGCCGUGCUCGUCCGAGAGAGGGGGGGUCUACUCGGCCGGCCACUUGGAUGCAUUGUUCGUCUCCCAAAAUGGUUUGCGAGACUAAAAUAGUGGCGGACGAACACGAUGCUAUACCGGGGAGCAAAAAGGAGCCCAUGAUGUGGAGCGCCGGCGCCACUUCGUCCGCGUCCGUCGAGGCCAAGGACGUGAGGCGGGACGCAGUGUUCAUCCGCGAGUUCGAGCGCGGCGACCAGGAGGAGGUGCGGCGCAUCUUUUACGAAGGGAUCAUGGAGAGGAUACCCAACACGGCGUUUCGGGGGCUCGGCCAGCAACCCCAAACUCAGUUUUUGUACGUGCUUCUCACAGUGAUGUGCUUUUUCGUGACCAAAUCCCUGAUGCUGACCUGCUGCGCGCCGCUCGCGCUCAUGGGCGCGCGAUAUUACUACAGCGGGAAAGUCAUUCACGGUUACCUGGACCACGCCCUGCACACGGACAUGGCCGACAUAGAGGCGUAUUACAUGAAGCCCGCAGGUUCCUGCUUCUGGGUGGCAGUGCUGGACGGACGCGUCGUGGGCAUCGUGGCGGCGCAGGGCCGCGAGGACGACAACGCGGUGGAGCUGCGCCGCAUGUCCGUGGAUUCUCGCUACCGCGGCAAAGGCAUCGCCAAGGCCCUGGGUCGACGCGUCCUGGAGUUCGCCGUGCGCAACAACUACGCGGCGGUCGUCCUGGGCACCACGGCGGUCAAGAUGGCCGCGCACAAGCUGUACGAGUCACUGGGUUUCCGACGAACUGGCCAGAGCGAGGACUACAGGCUCCCCGGGAUGAGUCGCUCACCGGCGGAGAGGCUCUUCUUCCAGAUCCGGUACAGCCGGUACCGCCUGCAGCUCCGUGAGGAGUGAGAGGUAGAGAGAGAUGCAGGAGAGAGAGAGAGAGAGAGAGAGAGAGAGAGAGAAGAGAGAGAGAGAGAGAGAGAGAGAGAGAGAGAGAGAGAGAGCAACCGCCCCUUCCUCUCCUCUGACGGCUUUUAUUUAUUUGAGUUGACAUCAUCAAUAACUUUAAAAUCACUAACAUUUAUCAUCGCCAAACAAUUCCAUUGUCGUUGCAUUUUGUCCCAUUGUUUCACAUUUCAGAUGAUCCCCCCCCCCCCCCCCUCCGUUUGUAUAUAAUUCAUCUUUUUUUUUGGUACCAUUCCGAAUAGAAACUGGCGGCAGAAUUUCUAUUAGCCCCAUUCAUCGGUACGACUUGGCGCGGGGGGGUGGGGGGGGGUCUCCCUCCGUCAAUCAUAUUUGUGCGCGAUUGUGUGCAUUGUUCACACGUGACACUUUACUAACGCAGCGAGCGAGAAAAAUUCAAUACGGCGAGCCGUCAUUCAAUCACCCACGCGCAAACGUUUACGCUGCAAAUACUCCCAAGCUCAACUAUGGGAAGCCGAGGAAGAAAAAUGGAUGAAUCGCGAGAGCGCUUGGAGGGGGAGGUCGAGGUCAUCCUCGGCUGAGCUGCAACACCGGGGCGGCAGCGGCGUAGACAGACAGCGGAAUCGCGACAUGAACCCCAAAUUGCGCAGCUAGCCGACGGAGGGAGGCUGAAAAGCCCAACGAUCUGUCAGUCCUUUGAAGGCACCGUCUUUUGCCGAGCAGUGGCCGUAGCUACGCGGAAUAAACGAGAGCUUACAUAUCACUCUUCAGAGAGAGAAAAAAAAAAAAACAAAAACAUGUACAUGCGUCGUGGGAAAGUAGUAAUUGGCAUGUUCUACCUCCAUCUGGAGGGAUUUUACCUACACAUGGUCCAUUUGGAACCUGUUUAGGGGUCUCGCAUACUUUUUGCUAUUCGCACUGUCCCAACUGAGCGUUUCGCGUCAUCUUUUGUCACGCCGGUCAAGGAGGACGGAGACAUUUAAUAUGCAAAACCAAAAAACAACAAAAGCGACAUCUCGAGGGUGGCGUGUGACAAGACUGGAACGGUACACGAUUUUGUACUUUUUAACCGGCGGCAGCGCGGGGGAAGCGGUCAGAUCGGGGGUCAGAAUUUCAGCUGUGGUCUUCCUGGGUGGACUUUGGAUGUUCGCCAUCAUACCCGGAGAAAAGCCACACGAGCGCAAA